Molecule: messenger RNA, 1113 nt
Organism: Schizophyllum commune H4-8
Lineage: Eukaryota; Fungi; Basidiomycota; Agaricomycetes; Agaricales; Schizophyllaceae
Exons: 2
Coding region: 1-1113 (370 amino acids)
Source: RefSeq, a predicted model, not a curated record
AUGCCGGCCAUGACAGCGCUCAAGCCCACUUCGCGAUCUGCAUCGAACACGACGCGGCCCGUCGCGAACAACGGCUCGCUCACCACAUCGGGCAGGACCCUGCGCGCCGUUCUGCGGAACGCCUCACGAGCCGCGACGACGAGCAGCUCGCUCGCAUCUUCUCAAUCGAGUGCGACCCCACUCACGUUCGACCCUUCAUCGAAGCAGCGCACUCGACUAGAGGAACUCUGGUCAGAUCCGAAGCCCUUUUUCAGCGACGGCAGGUGCGUCGUCAUCUGCGCCAAGGACCGGCUCUUUUGCAUGGUGAAGAGGCCGUUGUAUACGGCUGUGCCGGCAUUGCCGAAGGCCCUCACAGGAAAGGAGAACAUGUACAAGGGAUGCCCAGUGAUCGUGCUCGACGACUCGAGCGACGAUGUUGAGGUUUUUCUCCUCGCGCUUACCAGCGCCAGCUUCGCCGCCACCCUCUCUCGGGAGCCCCUCUCCAACGUCGAGACGUACCGCAUGUACGCGGCCAUCCUGCGCCUCAGCCACAAGUACCGCGUCGCGUCCUGGCGCAAGCGCGCGCUUCAGCGCCUUGCGUGCAUGUUCCCCAUCACCCUCGCCCGCCUCGAAGAGCUGAACGAGCCGUCCGGGGAGAAGGACCUGAAGGCCGCGUGCGCCGCCAGCCUCCUCGUCGCCGACGUCGCGCGCGCCGUCGGCGCGCUCUGGCUCCUCCCGUCCGCGACGCUCUACCGCCUCUCCUCGAUCCCAACCUCAUCGCGCAGCUGCAGCGACCCGCUGAAAGCGGAGGAGAUCCCGAUCUUCAAGAAGUUCGCGCGGUUGUGGCCGGAGUACUGCCCGCGCAUGUUCGGCCCGCUCGUCGGUUGCAAGAUAUGCGACAGGAAGCUCGCGGCCUACGGGAAGAUGAUCUCCUGGGAGCCCGGGUACUCUAUGGGUGUCCUGUUCAGGAAGACGUCCCCCGUGCAGAGCGAGUUGUGCGGGGACUGCCAGAGGCGCUUCCGGAAGCGGCAUGGCGACCUUCGGCUGCAGUGCUGGAAUUCACUGCUGGAGAUCUGUGGGUGGAAGGAGUCUUUGCCGGUGCUCGCGCGCCAGAUGCGCAAGGACACGGAGUAG